AGCUGCUGCUGCUGUCAAAAGCAUAUUGCAGGUAGCAACCUGGUACAGACGCACACACUUUGCCCGACGAUUGGUGGUUUGACAGUCGUCUGUUUUUUUCUCGCCUCUUGCCCAGCCGCGUUCCGGAUUCCUGUUUUGUGCGGUUCUAGCGCGAGUACGAAUGGAAAAACACACGGAAGAAAAAUGGCUGAUGCGAAAAGAUCAACAAUAACGAUGAACAACAGCAGCAGCGGCGGCGGCAGCGGCAGCAGCAGUAGCAACAGUGGAAGCACCAGCAAAUCUCGCAAAUCCAAAACCGAUCUGAUACGCAGCAUCGUCGGGUCGUAUCUGAAAGCGCGCAACUACAGUGUUACCGAUCGUUACCGCAAGUCGGAUCUCAUCCUCACGCAAUCAACCGAGCAAAUCGUGAUGAACACUGCCAUCAAAAACGACACAUCGAUGGUGAACAGUUUUCUGUACUCCAACAUCUGCCUAAACACAAACCUAACGCAAGUUGAUCAACAUUUUGCCAAAUUCGCAAAGUUUGUACGAAACCAGCCGGACCCGAUUCGCUCGGAGCUGAAUGAGAUUAUCCCACCGCUGCUCUGCCAUCUGUACAUCGAGAUGUUGAAGGGACGCGACUGGCGGCCGGCAGCCGAGUUCCUGCGCAAGCAUGCACCGCUGGUGGGCAAAGUGGAACCGUCCGCCGGGCCACCCGGUUCGUCGCCAUUGCUCCUGCUGAAUCAGCAGAAAAUAAACGGCACCAUCGACAGUGCACCGCUAGGAGCGGAGAUGGGUCCGUUCGGGCCCGCCGCAGCAACUGUCCACAGUUCCGCCAUCGUUUUCGGGCCGGGGCGGUCGACCGACUCGACACGCGCAGAAACGUACCGAAGGUUGAUCCAGAAGCUCUCGCAAAUCACCCGGUUUCAGGACUGCGAAAGCGAGCCCCUGUUCGUGCAGUUUCGUUCCUGCCAGACGCAGCUACGGCUCCGUUCCGCGUCCAUCGCUGCCAUGCGCCAGUAUUUGGCGAAAUACGGCCACUCUCUCAUUCUGCAGACGUUGCGCACGUGGUUCUGCUUCGACACGGCGGAUGACAAGAACUUUGUGGACUUCCGGCCCGACAUGACGAGUGCUGUCGUACAGGCGGGCUCGAUCGAGCGGUCGGCGCCCCGUUCCAGCUCCUCCAAUGGUCAGCUGAACGGCACCAGCGUACCGAUGGAGGUGGACGAGGGUGCGACACCUGCCCAGCUGCGUCCAGCCGUGGAGCCGGAGUACGAUUUUACUGAGCAUACGGAGCGUGAAAACGAACGCUACCUAUUGCUGAAUGGUUUUAAUGCACGUUACUUGCGGUACAAAAUGCUCGACGCAGAAAACGGAGUGCCCGCCAACGAUCGCCUCGGCGGCACGACACUGUUCGGCGAGGACGAGGAUGAGGAUGAGUACGACAGCUGUAUGAAAGACACACAGGCGGCGGAGAGCGGGAUUGCGGAACAGCAGCAGCAGCAGCAGCAAGAUGGCUCGGUCACCGGCGGCGUUGAGAUGGACGGAAUGUUCCCGCGAAUGAGCAGCCAGGAACGGUUGCGACGGUUAAAGGAAAGUGCGGAAAGGCUGUCCAUCUACCAGCGACCGCUGUGCGUGUACAGCCUGGAGAACGUGGGCCAUCAGCUGACGAGCGUGGCGAUCGAUCCCGGCUGCUGCCAUGUGGCGAGCGGCUUCGAAGACUCCACCAUUAUGCUCUGGUCCACCAACCGCAGCACCCAGAUGGGCCGGAAACCGUACGCUAGCUGGCGCGACCGGCAGUGCUGCUGGAAUGUGACUUCCUGUGAUAGUAGGUUUAGUGAAUCGGAUGAAUCCGACGACGAGUACGGGGACGAUGGUGCCGAUGGUGCUGGCAGGGGUGACGACCACCGACCGGAGCACCGGAUAGCGGGAGAGGAUAGACACCGGGACGGGACGUCGCUGCUGGACGACGGCAUCGACAGUAUGUUCGAUCUGAAGACGCGCAAGGACAUCGAGCGUAUGAAUAAGCUGCUGCCACCGCACAAACGCCGGCUCACGAAACGGGAACGAUGGAAGCAAUUUCUCGACCACCGUUGCUUAGAAAACACAUUCUCGGAAACCGGUGGACUGUGCUUGCGCGGGCACGGCAACGCGGUGACGGAUCUGCUGUUCUCCGACCACAGCCCACUGCUGGUAAGCGUGGCGCGGGACUGCACCAUGCGCGCCUGGACGGGCAGCGAUUACACGUGCCGGGCGAUAUACCGCGGCCACAACCAUCCGAUCUGGUGUGUGGCGGAAAGUCCCACCGGGCUGUACCUGGCGACCGGGUCGCGUGACACGACGGCCCGCCUGUGGUCUACCGAUCGGCGCUUCCCGCUGCAGAUGUACGUCGGCCACACGCAGGACGUCGACGCGGUGGCAUUCCACCCGAACGGGAACUAUCUGGCCACCGGUUCGACCGACCUGUCCGUGCGGCUGUGGUGCGUCACCAGCGGGAAGCUGCUCCGCAUCUUUACCGACUGUCGGCAACCGGUGCAGCGGAUAUGCUUCAGUCCCGAUGGGAAAUAUCUAGCGGCCGGAGGGGAAGAGAAUCGUGUGCGCAUCUUCGAUCUGACUGCCGGUUCGCAGCUAACCGAGCUGAAGGAUCACACAGCGGCCAUUACUUGCAUCACGUGGAGCACCGACAGUACGCAUUUCGUUUCUUCGUGCGCGGACGGAACGAUACGGAUCUGGGAUGCUAAGCGGAUGUUGCUUCCGUCCUCCUCUUCGUCGUCCCCUUCGUCGGGUGGUUCUUCCACUACCACUUCCACCACCAGCAGCAGCAGCAGCAGCAGCAGCACGUCAGUGUUGAUGGGCCAAACGCCACUAGCGUCCACGACUGGACGGAGCAACAAUGCCGCCACGCUUAACAAUGGCACCUCCAAUCCAAAGAUGAACAUCACAGCCAACAACCCACAGCAGGCGGCGGCAGCGGCAGCAGCGUUCGGUGCUGCUGGAGGUGGUAGAAGUGGUACAGGACAUCAUCAGGGCGAUACGGCAGCAGCUUCCGGGCUGCCGCCAGUGGCGGGCACGGGGGCCGCCAGUAGCAAUAAUCUCCUGCUCGCAUACUCAACUGGUUGUCGGCGAAUUUAUCGACUGCACUACAAUAAGCUUAGCGGUGGAUUAGCGUGUUUAGGUAGUAGUUAAUGAAAGCAGGUGAAAGUGAGCGAGGGAAAGAGGCAGAGAGAGAGAGAGAGAGAGAGAGAGAGAGAGAGAGAGAGAGAGAGAUAAAGGGAGAGUUAAAGGGAGAGAGAAAGCAAACCUGGAAUAAGUAUUAUUUAUUUGAAACUCAGUCCUCCAGUAAGCAGCAGAUGCAGACACACGCUCGUGGAAUGUGAAUAGUAGCGGUAGCGGUAAAAGUAGAAGUAGCAGUAGUAGUAAUCGGUCUGUCUGCUAAGAUUAUGGAUUAUGAGUGUAGAAAAUGACAAAAUCCGGUGCAUUGUUCAGAGUGAGCAGCUGAAGCGCGUGUGUGUGUGUGUGUGUUUGUGUACCCCGCAAGAAAAAGAUUCGUUCUCGCCUGCUGCACCACCACCACACCGCCGCACAAAACACGCGCUGUUUCGUGGGCCCCUUCUCAUAAUGCUUCUUAAAGGGCAAAGAGGUGGGAGAAAAUUAAUUGCAAACAAUAAAAAAAAAAACAAGUGUAGGCAGGUAAGGAAAGGGCUCGUCAACAUGUCCAAACAAAA
Anopheles coluzzii is the source of this 3704-nucleotide messenger RNA. RefSeq lists its product as uncharacterized. The transcript is spliced from 5 exons. Gene Ontology annotation, molecular function: protein binding; RNA polymerase II general transcription initiation factor activity. The record is from RefSeq and is a predicted model, not a curated record. The coding region runs from base 184 to 3165 and encodes 993 amino acids. NCBI's taxonomy places the organism in Eukaryota, Metazoa, Arthropoda, Insecta, Diptera, Culicidae.